Drosophila takahashii is the source of this 1725-nucleotide messenger RNA. It is a transcript of the gene Spt-I, whose product is annotated as serine palmitoyltransferase subunit I. Gene Ontology annotation, molecular function: serine C-palmitoyltransferase activity; pyridoxal phosphate binding. Gene Ontology annotation, biological process: sphingosine biosynthetic process; ceramide biosynthetic process. NCBI's taxonomy places the organism in Eukaryota, Metazoa, Arthropoda, Insecta, Diptera, Drosophilidae. The record is from RefSeq and is a predicted model, not a curated record. Gene Ontology annotation, cellular component: endoplasmic reticulum.
UACUAAUUGCUCUGUGCAUGGCGAUAAGAAAGCGUCUUCUGCAUGACACAUACUUCGAGGGAAUUACGGUGGUUUUCAAUUGAUUUUCCGCAGGAAGGGCUCAGAACAGAACUCCCAAAAUGGUGGCCAUCCAGUUGUUUAACGAAAUCGGCAGCAUAUUCCGAAACACCCCUACAUUUGCCCUCGUUUUGGAGACCCUACUGGUCAUAACCGUGAUCUGGCUGCUGCUGCACAGGCGAGGAGGAGGUCGUCGCCGCCGUUUGACCAAGGAGGAGGAGGACCGCAUAAUCGCCGACUAUGAACCAGAGCCCCUGGUGGGGGACACCGAUCCCAAUCAUCCGCUGCUGCGUACCCGCAUCGUUCAGUCGAAAGUGGGCAAGCACAUCAAGGUCGACGGCCACGACUGCCUGAACCUGGGCUCCCACAACUACCUGGGCUUCCUCGAGGACCAGGAGAUUCUGGAUGAGGCCUGUAAGUCGCUGCGCAAGUAUGGCGUAGGAUCUUGCGGACCGCGUGGCUUUUACGGCACCAUGGAUGUGCACCUCGACCUGGAGGAUCGUAUUGCCAAGUUCAUGGGCCUGGAGGAGGCCAUUGUGUACUCCUACGGGUUCUCAACGGUGGCCAGUGCUAUUCCCGCGUAUGCCAAGCGUGGUGACCUUAUCUUCGUGGACGAGGCUGUUAACUUUGCCAUUCAGAAGGGCCUGGAUGCCUCGCGCAGCACAAUCGCUUUCUUCAAGCACAACGACGUCGAGGAUCUGGAGCGUCUGCUGAUCGAACAGGAGAAGCGGGACCAGAAGAACCCCAAGAAGGCGCUCAAGACACGCCGCUUCCUCGUCGCCGAGGGCAUCUACAUGAAUACCGGCGAGAUUUGCCCGCUACCGGAACUGGUGGCCCUGCGUCAGAAGUACAAGCUGCGACUGUUUAUCGACGAGAGCAUCUCCUUUGGCACUUUGGGCCAAGGUGGUCACGGAGUCACCGAGCACUUCAAUGUCGAUCGCGAUGAAGUCGAUCUUAUAUCAGCUGGAAUGGAGGGAUCCAUGGCCACCAUCGGUGGCUUCUGCGUGGGCUCACACUUCAUAGCCGAGCACCAGCGGCUCUCCGGUUUGGGUUACAUCUUCUCGGCCUCCCUGCCGCCCAUGCUCACCCAGGCGGCCAUUUCCGCUCUGGAUCGCUUCGAACGGGAACCGAAGAUCUUUGGGCAACUGCAGGCCAAGUCUAAGACGCUGCACCAGAAGUUUUCGCAUUUCAGCAAGCUGACCCUGCGUGGCAACGAAUUGUCGCCAGUGAAGCACUUGUAUUUGGCCCAGCCCGCCGAGAACUUUGACAAGGAACUAAAACUGCUCACAGAGCUGGCUGAUAAGUGCAUUGCUCGAGGAGUGGCCGUUGUGCAGGCUGCCUACUUGCAGAACAGGGAACGCCAGCCGGUGCGUCCCAGUAUUCGCAUCGCCGUCAAUCGUUUGCUGGAGGAUGCGGACAUAGCCAACGCCUUCGAGGUUAUCGAGAGUGUUUCCAGCUCCGUCCUUUGAGCAUACCUUUUGGAAAGGAUGAACGUUUUUCCGACAAGGGCCUUCCUGUUAAGUUUUAAGGUCUGCUGGCUCUAUCCAUUUUCCAAUCAUUUUGUUCACCACCAGUUCAGUAUAAAUUAUUUAAGCUUAUUGAUAGCAUUGCACGAAUAGCACUUUUUGAGUUCCAUUGCAAUUUAAUAGAAACUUUAAAUCUGGGAAA